UACACUACGUUUUCGUCUACCCCUCCGCUUGUGUGACGCGAGUCCCGCCUCCCUACGGCCCGUGUUAUGCCCGCUUCCCUCCGUCUCUUCAGCGUCCCUUCCCGAGCGACAGAGCUAGGUUGUUAGUCCCCAACACGGAGCAAUACUACUGACACCAGCGACUGACUGAAACCGAGGGGAAGAUGGAGCACAGAGACCCUCAUUUCAACAUAUUGUUAGCUACGGAUUCUUAUAAGGUGACGCACUACAAGCAGUACCCUCCCAACACCAGUAAAGUGUACUCCUACUUCGAGUGCCGCGAGAAGAGGGCUGACCCGACCAAGAACAGAAAAGUGAAGUAUGAGACGACGGUCUUCUACGGCCUGCAGUACAUCACCAACAAAUACUUAAAAGGGAAGGUGGUGACUCCAGAGAAGAUCCAGGAAGCAAAAGAGGUGUACAGGGAACACUUCCAGGAUGACGUCUUCAAUGAGAAGGGCUGGAACUACAUACUGGAGAAGUAUGACGGCCACCUACCCAUAGAGAUCAAGGCGGUGCCGGAGGGAAGUGUGAUCCCACGGGGUAACGUCCUCUUCACCGUGGAGAGCACCGACCCAGAAUGCUACUGGCUCACCAACUGGGUGGAGUGAACUUUAAGGGCACAGACACAGUGGCUGGCAUCGGCGUGAUUAAGAAGUACUACGGCACCAAAGACCCCGUGCCUGGCUUCUCUGUGCCCGCCGCGGAGCACAGCACCAUCACGGCGUGGGGGAAGGACCACGAGCGAGAUGCCUUUGAGCACAUCGUGAGGCAGUUUCCCAACGUGCCCGUGUCUAUCGUCAGUGACAGCUAUGACAUCUACAACGCCUGUGAGAAGAUCUGGGGAGAAGACCUGAGGAGUCUCAUUGAGUCCCGCAGCGCUGACGCCCCACUGGUGGUCCGCCCCGACUCAGGGAACCCCCUCGAUACCGUACUGAAGGUGCUGGAGAUCCUGGGGAAGAAGUUUAUCCCUACGGARAACUCCAAAGGCUACAAAGUUCUGCCGCCCUAUAUCAGAGUUAUACARGGGGACGGAGUGGACAUCAACACCCUGCAAGAGAUCGUGGAGGGGAUGAAGCAUCACAAGUGGAGCAUUGAGAACAUCGCCUUUGGCUCUGGAGGGGCUCUGCUGCAGAAACUGACCAGGGAUCUGCUCAACUGCUCCUUCAAAUGCAGCUACGUGGUCACCAACGGCCUGGGGGUGAAUGUGUUCAAGGACCCGGUGGCGGACCCUAACAAAAGGUCAAAGAAAGGUCGUCUGUCUCUGCACCGGACAGCGAGCGGGGACUUUGUCACUCUGGAGGAGGGCAAGGGAGACCUGGAGGAGUACGGCGUGGACCUGUUACACACAGUGUUUCAGAAUGGGAAAAUUGUCAAGACGUACACAUUCGAUGACGUCAGAGACAAUGCCAAGAUAACGGACAGUGACCUCAAGGAGCUCCUCCACUGAGGGGCCGCUGACCCCUGAACCUCUGACCUCCAUCACCCCACCGGAGGCGGCACAUUGUCAAUGACCCUCCCUCAACCCCCACCCACCCUCCCAGAAGCACUGUCCUCCACUGGAGAGGAGAGUAGACCCACACACACACACACACGUCCAAACCCACACCUGAGUGAAAGCCAAGGGRUAGAGGAAGUAGUGAGUGAAUGAGGCGAGUAAGAGAGUGAGGGAGGGAGAGAGGAGUGAGCGAAACAAGUAARAGAUAAAGAUAAAGGAAGUUGAGUGAGAUAAAUGAGCGCGAAAGAGAGCUAGAAAGAGAUGUAAACGAACACACUGACUGUACCCUGUGUUGUGUGUACAGAGCUGUUUAAAGUCAUUAAUAGUCUAUUUAGCAUUGUCUUUUAGUGAUGGAUGGAAUGAUAUCGUGGUAUAGAAAUCAUUUAAACCGCGGUUACGUCAGUGUUUAUCUGACCAAGUGUUGCUAUAAAUUGAUCACAGGAAAGGAGGAUACUGUUUCUACUGUGUUCAUGAAAGUUUCCGGAACUUUGUGUGGUUCUAGAACUGAGAGGUAUWUGUUUAAUGUUCCUGAGUGUGGAUGUUUGUGUGUGCGUGCUGACAGUUUCUUCCUUUUUAAAGGAACGUUGUGUUCCUUUAUGCAAAUUAGUUUGCUGAUCAGGGGAACACRUACUCUACCUUUUUUAAGUUGUUGGCCUUUUUUWAAAUACAUUUUCCCUGGUUCUUUAGAAGACACUACCCACACGUGGGCAAGUCGCCAUCUAGAGGCCAACUAAUCAUGUUGCUAAAACACUGUCUACAGAACUGCACGACACAGUCUGUAUGUCUGGAAUGGAACCCUAUUCCCUUUAUAGUGCACUUUUUUUUGACCUGUAAAAACGAGUGCACUGUAUAGGGAAUAGGGUGCCAUUUGGGAUGCAGAGUGUCAAAUCUCUCUCUUUGUGGCUCCUUUUUUAUUUGUGUGAAAGUACAAAUAUUUGUUACACAUUUUUCUUUGCUUUAGAGAACAAGAAGGCAUCUGUCUCUGAUAUUGAAUUAUGGGGAACUUUUCCKUAGAGCUUGAUUUGACUAUUUUGAUACCGUCUUGGUUGGUUCUUACCUCAGAAAUCAUAAUUUGUUAUGACAAAGGUAAAUAUUGCCAGAAUAUUUGCAGUAAAUCUCCAUAUUUACAAGGAUGUGGCCAAACUGUCUUCUCACGUGUAUAUAACAACAGAAUUAUACUGCGAGAGGGCAGAGUAGGGAGAAGUAGUGUUGUUAUUAUUUUUGUCUAAUUCCCAUUUUCUACCAGAAUCUUCCACACUGCUUGUUUGUUGUAUGACGUGUUAGGUCAGGUUUUAGCAAAUGUUUGUUUGUGUGUAGAGUAGUGUUAAAAAAUUCGGGUAACUUUUCCAGAAACGCAGAUCGAAAGAUUCCGGGAAUCAGGAAGGAAUACGCAGGGAAUCCAGAAUCCUCCAAACAGGAUUUCGUGAUUACUGGAAUUUUGCAAUCCUGGUGUAGUCUUGUGUGAAUGCUGUAUUGAAAAUAAUACUUGUGAAUUCUAUUUUUGUUUUGUUAUAUGUUGGUUGUCCCAUAUUAUCUGAUAUUUUAAACUAACAUUACUGUUGUAAUGUCUACAUAUUAAAAGCACCAUCCUGUCAA
Messenger RNA from Salvelinus sp. IW2-2015, 3112 nucleotides. Lineage: Eukaryota; Metazoa; Chordata; Actinopteri; Salmoniformes; Salmonidae. The record is from RefSeq and is a predicted model, not a curated record.